AUGGCUCCUCCGGCCGUGAAGGCCGGGAUUGAGAUCCUCGCGCCUCCCACCAUCCUCCGAUCAGUUUUCCUUGACUUUGGCCGGUUCAAGCCAUGGUCCCCCAACUUGGAGAUCACGGCCAAGGGCGAGAACAAAGAUCCGGUCAGUCUGGUCCCUGGCGAUAAGAUUACGGUGAAGGCCCAUGGUGUGGGAUUCUCCGGGGAGGUUGUUGAAAACACGCCGGAACGCUUCGUGGUGGACUCUUGGCUGCCGUUCGGUCUCAUUGUUGGACGUCGUUACUUCACCUUCUCGGCCAGUAGUACAAACCAGGAUGACACUGCAUUCAUGCAGUUGGAAGAGUUCAGGGGACCCUUGUCUGGGAUCUUGGGCAGCUUGGUGAACCAGCAGAAGCCGAGUCCGGGGUUUGCAACAUUCAACGAGGCUUUCAAGAAGGAGUGCGAGAGGCGGUCUACUGAGCAAGUGGUGGUCCCAAAUAACGCAGUAUGA
Thyridium curvatum is the source of this 486-nucleotide messenger RNA. RefSeq lists its product as uncharacterized. The transcript is spliced from 3 exons. NCBI's taxonomy places the organism in Eukaryota, Fungi, Ascomycota, Sordariomycetes, Thyridiales, Thyridiaceae. Bases 1 to 486 code for a protein of 161 amino acids. The record is from RefSeq and is a predicted model, not a curated record.